This is a messenger RNA of Cottoperca gobio, 1887 nucleotides long. RefSeq names its product fibroblast growth factor 7 (gene fgf7). The record is from RefSeq and is a predicted model, not a curated record. The coding region runs from base 797 to 1405 and encodes 202 amino acids. The transcript has 4 exons. Gene Ontology annotation, molecular function: growth factor activity. NCBI's taxonomy places the organism in Eukaryota, Metazoa, Chordata, Actinopteri, Perciformes, Bovichtidae.
CUUCUUAAAGUAUUUAGGAGUACAUACCAAGGAGAGCCUACUAUUCUAAGAGUUUAUAGCUCCCUCUCAUGUCCGGUGGGUGAGUGACAGUGAGAGGCAGGCAGAGGGUGUUUCUCCAUUGCAUCUGGGCCAGGGACAGCUGACUGGUUGGGAUCUAAUUGCUCUCAAGUGAGGUCAGCAGGAGGCAUUUAUCUAAGAGUGCACGACGACAGUGGAAGAUGCACAGAGUCAGCCUGCCAGAAUCAGGAAGACAUCCAUGGGAAUUGACAAAAGCUCCAAGCUCUUGCUUAGCUGUACUUCAUUACUGGGUUUGGUUUACAACUGAGACGACAGCUUUUCAACUACAGAGUCUUCAAAUUAAAACUCGCUCUCAAAAGGGAACACACAGCUGACAACUCCUGUCAUCACUCAGAGCACAUCAACAUCCUGCAUAACAUUUUCUGAACUGGAUUAUGACGUCUCUUGUCAAACUAUGGUCUCAAGAGGAUGGAGCAGUCAACGCAGAGCGUCAGUGAGGACUAAAGAGAGGCAUCAUCUCAUAAUACUGUCACCCGUCUUCUUCUUCCUACCGCUCUACAGCUUCAGCCAACCCCAACCAGCUUCACAAAGUCUCAUCCACAACCACCCCGUCUCAGCGUCCCGCUAGGAAUCCCUGCUGCAGGAACAGGGACCCGGAGGUCACAACACAAUUGUUAUAAGUCAGGGAUCAGGGGGUCGCUGGGCUGAGGGAUAGCGCACAGAUCUCUAUCUCAAAUUUAAGUAUGUUGUUCAUUGAUCCCCACUGCAUUGUAUUAUAAUGCGCAAAUGGAUGCUGACAUGGAACCUUCAACAUCUGUUCUCGGGACUGUACUUGCAUGCAAUCUUCUUGUUCGGCAGUGUGUGUGUGGUCUACAGUGACUGCACUCCAGAGCAACUUGCCGCCAUCAUGAACUGCUCCAAACACGAGCGCCACACCAGGAACUACGACUACAUGGAGGGAGGUGAUGUGCGCAUCCGACAGCUGUUCAGCCGCACGCAGUGGUUCCUAACAAUUGAUGACUAUGGCAACAUCAACGGGACUCAAGAUCCCACAAACUGCUACAGUAUCCUGGAGAUCAGGACAGUGUCUGAGGGGGGCAUACUGGCCAUCAAAGGUGUGAAGAGUCAGUACUACAUCACUAUGAACAAGGCUGGACAGCUGCAAGGCAAGAGGAUCUACAAUGAAAACUGCAACUUCAAGGAGGUUUUCCUAGAAAACUACUUCAACGCUUACUCCUCUGCAAAGUGGACUAAAAAUGGCAAAGAAAUGUUCAUAGCUCUGUCUCAGAAGGGAAGGCCGAUGCGAGGGAAGAAGACCAGGAGGGAGCAUAUAGCAUCUCACUUCAUCCCUAUGAAGUGCAGGGAGGAAGAGAGGAGGGUAGACUGAAAGAGCAGAGGACUAAUGAGUCGCAAAUUGUGUAUGAUUUCAAUCACAUAUUAUAUAUGUUAACAGACACACGUAAAGUCAUUACCGACAUCACGCUCCACUCUCCUCCAGUUGUAGAUUAGUUAUGUAAUGUUCCAUAAUAUGUUGUGAUUUUCAUAAGAUAAAGCAACAGAUAUCAGAUGGGCACGUUAAAGGUUUCCAAACAUCCUCAAUAAGAUGUUGAAACAAGGAAAUAUUUGAAAUAGCUUCAACUGGUACACAAACUGUAAAGAACCACUAAAGUCGACUCAAUGUUAUUUUGAGUUAAAUAUUAUAUUUCGUUAAAACAACAGUUAAGUGUUUUCUUAUAAAACAGUAAAAUAUAUUACACAGUCAGGACUGUAUCCUUUUCCAAAGAUGAUCUUCACCCAGCCAGAUGAGGAGAUCUGUAUGAUCAACAGAAAGGCCCAGAAUGGAGAUUUGGCUGAAGCAAGCUGGACUUG